AUGAAACACAUCAAGGCUGUAGAGGCUGUCAAUGGACUUGUUAAACUUAUGCGUGUAGAUGGUUUCACUGCAUCAACUCUCAAGCAUCUCAAUGUGGUCAAGGUGAAUGCCGAUAGUGUUGUCUGUGAGAUGCCCGUUGCAAAAGCUCAUCUCAAUGUGAUGGACGGAUUGCAUGGCGGAGUGACAGCGACCAUUGUUGAUGUGAUGGGUUCUCUGGCAAUCGCUGCCAAAACUGGCACUGUCUACACUGGUGUUUCUACUGACAUAACUGUUCAAUAUCUUUCGGGUGGAAAAUUGAAUGAUAUGCUCCGUAUUGAAGCGGAUUGUCCCAAGGCUGGAAAAUCUCUAGCUUUUAGCCAUGUAAGAAUAUUCAACGGAGAAAAGAUCUUGGCAACUGGAAGGUAG
Molecule: messenger RNA, 405 nt
Organism: Batrachochytrium dendrobatidis JAM81
Lineage: Eukaryota; Fungi; Chytridiomycota; Chytridiomycetes; Rhizophydiales
Exons: 4
Coding region: 1-405 (134 amino acids)
Molecular function (GO): fatty acyl-CoA hydrolase activity
Source: RefSeq, a predicted model, not a curated record